Molecule: messenger RNA, 2637 nt
Organism: Stereum hirsutum FP-91666 SS1
Lineage: Eukaryota; Fungi; Basidiomycota; Agaricomycetes; Russulales; Stereaceae
Exons: 15
Coding region: 29-2512 (827 amino acids)
Source: RefSeq, a predicted model, not a curated record
CCAGGGUGGUCCCUGUCUCUCCAUCUCUAUGUCUGGGCUACUACGAUCGUCUCUCAUCCUGCGGCUUUUCAUAGUUCUGCGUCGAUUGAAGAGUCAAUUCUCUUUCGAUGUUCGUAGAUUGCUGUCCUGGUUCUCCUGGCUGCUCCGGCGUUGCCAGGAAGGCAAACCAAAACAAAUACAGAAUCAGAUGAAUGGGCAGGCAAAGGCUCUUGGGGAUGACCCGCACCCAUCACGAGUUAGUAUAUCCAGCCAAGAGCCUCAGGGUCGAGCAGACGCAGUAUUCGUUUGUGCGAGCUUCGUUCCGUAUUCAGCUCGUACAGACAGUCUUCCCAAUCUCGCCAUUGCGAGGCCAGAGAGCCCUGGAACACCUCGUUAUACGUUUGAUGACCGCCUAAUUUCCACGCCAAACCCGACUCACUCAUUAAGCCCCUACUCGGCUGGUACACCCGUCACCACACGGUCUCUCCAGGACACAACCUUUCGCUCUCGCGCCUCCCGUGGUACGCUAUAUAUGCAGGACGGCGAAAGCACGCACGAUAGCCGAUUUUCUGCCACCUCUACUCAAAAUAUGGUGCAUAAAACUGCCAAUACGCGUAUAUCAUCUCGCGCACCCUCGAGGCAUUUUGGAGGAGGAGUGACAUCUGAUCCUCAAUCACGCUCCCCUGCACCCCCUCUUCUUUCAGCUAGUGCAUCUCAAAUUGCUGGACCACGCUCUACCUCCAUACGCUCCGCAUCAUCUUCUAUUGUUGAAAUCGACGUGGAGGCUGCGUCGACGCCCCCAUCCACUACUACCGAUAAUGUGGCCCAACCAUUUCAAUCGACUCAUACUGUGGCGUCCGAAGGAGGUCUCUCCCUUGCUAGUCCCUACAGCGGAUCAGCUACCGUCGCUGCGUCUUCACAACAUGACCCAUCGAACAAAGUGUACCCCGAACCUCCUGAAGGUCGUACUGUGAUGCCCUUCGAUCCCGACAGUACUAGGCGGUAUGAGAGAACCUACUUGAUGCCUCUCGCUGAUGGAAAUAUGCAAAUACCGCCCAUGACAACAACAUGGCCGCAUUCUAAGGAAGGUGAAACGGGGGAGUGGAAGACUGCAUCCUGUGGAGAGUGGUUGGCCGUAAUGCACCCUGAAGGAGGGCUGUACUUCCGUCAUCCUCAGAAGCAUGUCUAUACAGACAACUACAUGUACGAUGAUAUCGAACGGAUCGAGGUGGAAGAUUUCAUGGAUUAUCUGGAAGAGUGUCUCCGCGAGACGAAGCAGACCAUUUCAUCGGAUCAGUACGAGCUUGUACUGGAUGUCGGAGCCCAUUACAAUGGUACAAGACUGUGGAGAUACUACUAUGUCGACCAUACCUCACGCUGCUUAUUCUGGGUGCACCCCUACGAGCGUCCUGCUAUCUUGAGUCAGGUGGAAGGCAAGAAGAAUCCGUCUCACGCGAGACUGGCGAUCGAGAGCCACUAUUGGUCGCACUGGGCCCUUUACCCUUGCGGAACUCACGCGUUUCCUGAGGAUAUGAUCGCAGAGCUCCAGAGUCUGCUUAUCAUGUGCUCAAUUGACACAAUGACUUCAACAGGCAGCACCUCGCCCUAUGAUCUGAAGGAUAUGAAGACCUUUAUUAGCCUCCUUCAGACAGGGAACACUUUGAACCCUUCUCGCAAUCCCUAUCUUAUAUUCGUCACAGCACGCCUGCUGUCCUUCUUCUUGUACUGGAAAUACGUCCACUUUCAUGGGCAGAAAGAGGCUAGGCUUGACAGAGGACAAUCGGUCUAUCGUCGCACCUCCCGCGAUAGGACACUUCUGAUCUCGGUCCUAUCACCUGUAUUUUUCUUCGCCCCCGAAGUUCACUUAGAGGAACUAGAAAAAUUAUGGACAGAUGAGAUCGUCAACAUCUCCAGGUGGAAACCAUUCCUGGAUGGCCUGCUGACGGAUUGGCAGGAGAUGGUGCUCCUUGGUGUCGUGCUCUUGAAUGCCAACGUCGGGUUCCUGCAGAUCGAAUACGUCGCGCAGUCAAGGCACGCAUCAGCCGCACAGAUCUUAAGUUAUGUGUCCAUCGUAGCGAGCAUGGGUUCGAUCAUCCUAGGGCUCCUACUUGUCCGACAAAACCGCGGCAUGGCUCAACGCGAGAAUUCUAGCGAAGUGGCGCGGUUAUUAAAGCUGUCGGUGAAAUCCAACAUUUACGGCCUAGAGCCAUUAGCCAUCCUCUACAGUCUUCCGUAUGCGCUUCUCAUGUGGGCAGUGGUGGCUUUCGUUGUAUCAUUUCUUAUCGUUUGUUUCGAAGCCAGCAACUUAGCCACCCGCCUGUCAAUGGGGGUCGUCUCCUCUGCUGUCUUAUUCGCCAUCGCAUGCUGUGCCCUCUCUGGUCUCAGCAUAUCCUCCAAAACGUGGCGCUUCGACGUCGAGCUCAACUAUACCGUAUGGUUGGACUCUUUGAGGGAGUGGGGGGAGACGAUCGGGGAUGCUCGUGGAGCUUUAUGGAGUCUUGCGUUUGGGCGGAGGGCUGAGCAGCUGCCCUAAAGCUUGACACAGCUCACUACUGCUACUCAUCGUGAAUAUAUGCAUGUCUGACUCAAGGGUAGAGGCUCGUCUCGAUAUGUAUAAUGUAUGUUCACGUUUGCAUGCUGCUGUACCGGUUACUUGCC